AUGAUCCUAGUCACACACAAACUGUUACAACAAGAAGAACAGAGAGAAGGAGACAAGGGGGAGUGUGGAGGUCUGCAACAAGGCUUUGUUCCAGAGGGAGGGGUGAGGCUGAGGGGGAGGGAGGAGAGGGAGGAGAGGGAGGAGAGGGGGGGGGGCAGGGGGCAGGGGAGGGACCGGAGCGUGGAAACUCUGAGUCACUAUCCUCUAAUCAUUACAACAGAGACAGCGGAGAGAGAGGACAAGAGCAGCGUUCACAUCAAACCUAAUGAACUCAGUCCUCAGGGGAAAGAAGAGAGGAUCUACAUCUGUGUGUGGCUUUACUAUGGUAAGGAUGGGAGGAGAGAGGGGGAGGAGGGGAGGAGGAGAGGAGGGGAGGAGCGGAGGAGGUGA
Molecule: messenger RNA, 390 nt
Organism: Knipowitschia caucasica
Lineage: Eukaryota; Metazoa; Chordata; Actinopteri; Gobiiformes; Gobiidae
Source: the annotation of a GenBank genome assembly